Messenger RNA from Vespa mandarinia (Asian giant hornet), 2672 nucleotides. RefSeq names its product cyclin-dependent kinase inhibitor dacapo (gene dap). NCBI's taxonomy places the organism in Eukaryota, Metazoa, Arthropoda, Insecta, Hymenoptera, Vespidae. Gene Ontology annotation, biological process: regulation of cell cycle. Gene Ontology annotation, cellular component: nucleus. The record is from RefSeq and is a predicted model, not a curated record. Gene Ontology annotation, molecular function: cyclin-dependent protein serine/threonine kinase inhibitor activity.
CCUCCUCCUCCUCACAUCAUCAUCAUCAUCAUCAUCAUCAACAACCUCCUUCUUUCUUAAAAACUUGAGAAAACAUUUUCGUGAGAACUUUACGUGCGUGUUGAAAAACAAGUAUAUAUAUAUAUAUAUAUAUAUAUAUAUGUAUGUACUAUUGGGAUAUACAUUUAGUGAAAGGUAUAUAUCGAUGAUAUCGAUUAUCAAAGUCCAGCAUUUUCUGGAAAUUAUUAUUUGAUUGUUUUUCGCGCGUGAUUUUUGAGUGCCUGAAGAAAAAAGGAAAAAAGAGAGAAAAGACGAAGAAGACGAAGAAGAAGAAAAAAAGAAACAACGAAGAAGAGCUUCGCAAACGGCCGAGAGAGGAAGGAACGCGCGCGGCCAUUAUUCGAAAUUCGGUUGGAUCGCGCGUUCGUGCGACGUUGCCAGUGUGGUUUUUGUUAGAGAAGACCGGGCGGCGCGAGUAUUUCAACGCGCUUUCGAGAGACACGACGAUUCCAAGAAGGAUAAUCAUCUAUCUUUCUCUCUUCUGUUGGGCGGUGGUGCGAGCAAGUAGACGACGGUAAUACGAUUAGAAAAGAAGUGAAAAAAGAAGAAGAAGAAGAAGAAAAAGGAAAAGAAGAAAAAAGUGAGAGAGAGGGAGAGAGAGAGAGAGUACGGUUUCUUUAUUUUUUCUUUUUUGUUUCCCUCCUUCUUUUUAUGUGUCCGGGUGAAAAGAAUUUCGAUUACGUCGGUUCGACGCGGGCUUUCGAACGACGACGUUUUGGAAGUGUUAACAGUAAUUUCGUGAGAACGAAUAGAAAGGGACAGAUUACCACGUGAUUCAGAGAGGGAAAAGAAUACAUUCUACGAAGUAUAUAUAUAUAUAUAUAUACAGAGCACUACGUACGCGAUAUUAUAUCGUGUCGUCGAGUAGAGAAAGAAAGAGAGAGAGAGAGAGAGAGCGACGUUGCCGCGCUCUAGAAAGAGCAACAACGAAAUAUGAGCGCACGAGUGUUGAAUCCGGCUAUGAUGACGGAAAUGAGUCGGAACAUAGGGGGAGGGCGAACGGUGCCGAGCAGAGCAGCUCUUGCGCGCGUUAGAAGGGAUCUCUUCGGUCCCGUCGACCAUGCCGCGGCUCGUGCAUUGGCCGAACGCGAGUUACGUGCACAAUCGUUGCUCGACAACGAACGUUGGGGAUUCGACUUUCACUUGGAAAUACCGAAAUCGAAUUCCCGAUACGAAUGGGAGAUUGUUACCGCCAAUGACGUCGUACCGGAACCUUAUGCCCUACGUGGUAUGCCGUAUUUGAGGAAACAUGCGCCUUCUACACCAAGAAAAAAACGAGAUGAGAAUGUGCAACAACAACAGCGAUCAUUGAUUAUCGCUAGUACUGGUGCUACUAGUACUACUACUAGUACUACUACUAUUACUACGACGUCUAUUCCUCCCCAACGAACGUUGAAUGGAACGACCAAUGUGAAAGUAGCGGCGUUGGCAGCAACAACAGCAGGAGCAACAGCAGCUACUGCGGUCGUUGUCGUUGCUGAUAUUUCAACGACGACGACGACGACAGCGACAACGACGAUGAUAGCAACAUUGCCAACGACAGCAACAACAGAUCCUUCUUCUCCCACCUCUCUACCUGCUAUCGUUGCCAAUGGAAAAUCAAAGAAAACGACAACGAUUGUUACUACUCCACAACGUACCGAAGACAAAUUGGUAUCCGUUGUUCUUCCAACCGACGAACUUCUCGAUGAGAAUACCGAUUCCGAAAGGACGCCACCUCAACGGGAACGAUCAAGGAUACCAGAGAUUGGCGAAAUUACGCCGAACGAGACCUCGUCCUACGAUAAUAAUUCGUACGAGAGUCCUAGGAAAAAGAAGAAGUACUCGAUCGAAUCUAAUAACACCAACAACACCAAUAACACCACCCCUGUAUUGCCGGCUAACACGAGGAAACAGUCGACGAUUACCCACUUCAUGAAGAGCCGUAAACGUAGCCUAAACGGUAGUACGAAGGGCGUAAUAGAACCACCGGAAAAGGUUGCACGUAAUGCUGGACAAAUACGCAGCUAAAGAGCCUUCGGCAUUCUCCUUCAGCCUCGCCAUUAAUUUUCUUCCAGUUUCCUUCGAUGGACCAGAACAAUAUAUCCACUUGUAAUAAAUAAAUUUGUAAACAACGGCAAUUUGCGAAACGAUUUGAAGAAGAAAUACGUGAAUGAGAACAAAACAUUGAGAAAAAGAAAAACGGGAACAACAAUUAACAACCACAACAAUAACAAUAACAAUAAUAAUAAUAAUAAUAAUAAUAAUAAUUAGAAUCAUAAUCAGUAUCAUAAAAGAACUCAUUUCGUUCUUUAAGGUGAGAAAAUAAUUAGAAAUUAUUGAAAUUGUAAUUUUAAGAUAUUGAAAGGUAUUGAAGAUAGUUAAGAUAAGAUAAGAUUAAGAUGAAGAUGAAGAUGAAGAUGAAGAUGAAGAUGAAGAUGAAGGGACAUACACAUACACUUGAAGAAAAAGUUAAAUUAGGGCGAGGUCCUUUAGGCUGUGCCAUUCUCACAUAGAUUUUAUCCCCAGCCCACGAAUACGUCGGCAAAAAGAAGAAAGUAAUGACAAAGACGAAAAAAACAAAAACAAACAAACAAAUAUAAAAUACGAACACAUAAAAACGAAACGAACACGCGAAAAAUUAGUAAACGAAA